UCAUCAUCCCACUCACUGGAUCACCACUGGUUCGCACUGUCCGCGUUGCCCUGCUGUCCUCUGACCUGCGCAGAAUGAGGGGAGUACAGGCCAGGCCUCGCUAGAAAGACGCCAUUGUUACGCCAACAGGAUGAGCUGAGCCGCUGUUGCAACUUAUGCUUCCGAGCAUCUCGAUGCCGACGUCACCGACGCUGCACGCCAUGCCCUCCUAUGUGGUGUCAUUUCGGUGCCCUGCCUGCCCCGGCUGCAAGACGGAGUGCAACGCGAGUGGUGAAGCAGCGGCACCCCAUUAUCAGCACCUCCAGCCUCCCAGCUCUUGCGGCAUUCAGCUUCCUAGAUCACGUUGAAACGACGACCAGGAACAACCUCCCUGACGCUUAUCUCAAACAUGACCUGUGGCACCACGCCGGUACGCCGUUCACCGAGUGCGCAUGAUCUGCAUGACGCCAUGACUCGCCGAGAUGGGGUCA
Cutaneotrichosporon oleaginosum is the source of this 470-nucleotide messenger RNA. RefSeq lists its product as uncharacterized. NCBI's taxonomy places the organism in Eukaryota, Fungi, Basidiomycota, Tremellomycetes, Trichosporonales, Trichosporonaceae. The record is from RefSeq and is a predicted model, not a curated record.